Messenger RNA from Batrachochytrium dendrobatidis JAM81, 3796 nucleotides. RefSeq lists its product as uncharacterized. Gene Ontology annotation, cellular component: site of double-strand break; nucleus. The record is from RefSeq and is a predicted model, not a curated record. Gene Ontology annotation, molecular function: nucleic acid binding; protein binding. Bases 1 to 3747 code for a protein of 1248 amino acids. Gene Ontology annotation, biological process: proteasome-mediated ubiquitin-dependent protein catabolic process; DNA repair. The transcript is spliced from 24 exons. Lineage: Eukaryota; Fungi; Chytridiomycota; Chytridiomycetes; Rhizophydiales.
AUGAACGUUUCGACCGACGAGAUUGCUGCCGAGAUUACUGACGAGAUUGCUGCCGAAAUCUAUUUAUCGCAUCCGCUGCGUCCGCACGGGAAUAUUCGGUCUAUUCUCUCACUCACCACUCUUCAUACUCUGAAUGUUCUGAUUCAUGACUCGGCUUUGGUUGCAUGCACAUAUAAUAAAACAACCGGUCUCACUCCUAUCCUCUCUACACCUGUAUUUGGUCGUAUUCUAUCUGCAUGCAUUCUCAGAUCUGCUUCUCGUUCAAUUCUUUCUAAACCAACCCUGUCUAGGCGGACUAUUCAUGGCUCAACAUCGGCCGAUUCUUGUAGGAAAAAUCCAAAUCUAUCGCUAAUCACUAAAAAUAGGAUUAGAAAUUCUCUUAAUGACUUGAUACUGUGCACUUCGGAUUCUGGAUUUUUAUCCGGUAUUGCAUUAUGUCAUUCCUUCACUGGCUAUUCUUUCGAAUGCAUUUUUCAGCAUAAGAUUGCACCUCCAGGAACAAGCUACACGCAGCUGGGUCAUAUUGUUGUUUCUGAUCCACUUGCCAGCUGUAUUGCAGUCGCUGCAUUCCACAAUCGCAUCACUGUAUUUCCCAUAAACUCAUUCAGUGAGGACAAGGGAGUCCCUUUAUUCUAUUCUCAGCAAGAUAUUGUUUUGCCAAAACCCAAUUCAAACAUUUUGCACAUGGCCUUUCUGAACAUGCCACCAGAGUUUCCGCAUAUCAUUAAUCUGGUCGUUGUUGUUCUUGUCAACCGAGAAGUAGAAAUUCUACUUUAUGAGUGGAAUCAACUUAAUGGUGUCAUUUCCAACUUUACUCAAUUCGUGCCAUAUGCCACUGGAAAAGAGGCUGUACCAUUGCAUUUAGUUUCUCUUCCGAAUCUGCCCACGUACUUUCUAAUUAUAACAGAAUCAGAGCUGCUGCUUCUUAGCUCAAUUGACAUGAAACAUUUUUCUCGAACUCCUCGUCGCCAGCAUAUCCCGGGACCUUUUCAUUCAAAAGAGAUACGCCAAGAUUUGGAAGCAAUAGUGAGCUCUGUUCAAGUCUUGGAAUCCAAUACUUCCGAUUAUGAGCAUCUUUAUAUAACUUCUGAUCAAGGCCAUAUCAUGUAUCUACGAAUAGCUCGUGCUCAAUUGACUAUUCAUGUAGUUCAUGUGGGCGAAAAGCGGAGACCUAUUUCGCUGAUGAAAAGUUUGCCAUCUUCUGACAACGAACAUAGUUUGAUCCUGUUUGGUUCGUUUUGCAAUGGCGAGAUUAUUCAUAUUAAUGCCAAAUCGCUAUGCAUAUUGGGAAACGAGCCUAUUUCAAAUGAUUGGAAUGCUGGGCCAACUCUGGAUUUCUGUUUGGCUGACACACUAGGAAAUAAUACAGACACACUUUAUAUGACUGCUGGUGCCGCACCGCUAGGAUACAUACAAGAAAUUCGUCAUGGCGUUGGAGUUUUGAUUGAUGACACUACCAAACAGUUUGAUGGAGCAAUAAAAUUGUGGGGGCUUCGAACAUCUUGUGAAGAUACUGUCGACUCUCUGCUUGUUGCAUCUUUUGUAGCAUCAACCCGUAUCAUGUACAUGCAAGAUGAUGAAUUUGAGGAUAUCUCGGAUAUUUCUGGAUUUACUAUAGAUGUAGCUACACUCAACACUGCAGCUUGUUUUGUCAGUGGAUAUUUUAUCCAAGUUCACUUGCAUGGAAUCAUCAUUGCUAGGCCAUUGUUGGAUAAAACUAUAAACAAUAACACCUGUACAGCAAAUUGGUCACCACCAAAUGACCACAAGGUUGGAUUCUCUGCCUUUUAUCAAGACUGUGUUUUACUUACUUUGACUGGUGAAAAUUCGUUGAUGCUACUAAAAGUAAUUAUCCAAGAGAACAGUAAUGUUCAAAUCGAGUCGAUUUCUUCAAUUUCACUAGAUAUUGAACCAUCGUCUCAAUACUAUUCCACUCCAAUCAAUGUUCCACAUUCAAUCUGCAUCAUUAAAUCUAAAGAAAUUUCAAGCAGGAGCAAUGCAUUGAUUUCCAAACCACAUUUACUGAUUGGUAUUCGCGACGGCGCACUUUUGGAUUUCACUCUAGACUUUGAAAACGAUCAAAUUAAUUUCAUGCCUCCAGUUAUUCUGCAGCUAGGAGACUGUCCAUUGGAUCUGGUUUAUUCACAUCAUACUGAUCCACUUGACCGGUAUGUGUUGGGCGUGACAAACCAAACUUGGCAGUUGUCAGUCUCGCCUAUUGGCGGAAUUCGAAUCUCGCAGCUUCUUCACAAACCAAUUCUUCAUGCAGCAAGGUUUCUAUACGAUGCUGAUGUAGACACAGGAUUUUUGUUUUUAACAUCAGACACAUUGUCAUUUGUCAAAGUCGACCCCGAGUCUGGAUAUCAUAUACGCAAUAUUAAUAUGGGUGAUACGCCGAGAAGAAUCUUGGUUGAUCCAGUCACUAAACUUUUAGUGGUUGCUGGGUCUUCACAAGGCGAUGCUGAUGAGAUUUUGACUACUGUAAAAGUCAUGAAUCCAGAUACAGGUCAAGUUUAUGCCACAGAGCGUCUAGCUGCUAAUGAAACUAUUCACUCGUUGAUUGUAUGGCAUGUCAAGCCGACCAAGAGGUAUAUUUGCAUGGGGACGAGAAUUCAUGCUACAUCAGGACGUGUGUUAGUUUUUGGCUUAAAACCAGCUACUAAAAAUAAACAUAUCAAGUUUACGUUGAUGGGGCAGUAUACUUUAAACGGUCCAGUAUUAGCUCUAUGUACAUUUGUAAACAGCUACUUACUUGCCUCUGCUGGAUCUACACUCUAUCAACUUAAAAUCGAAGCCGUACAUAGAACCAUUACAGCAGGUGCAUCUAUCGACAUUAAUUCUAUAAUUACACGGAUUCAUGCAUUGAAAACGCAAAUUUUUAUUGCCAAUACGCAAGACUCUAUAUCAGUGUACAAGUUUGAUAUUGCGACAAAAGCAUUUGCGUUUAUAAAGAGUGACGUGACGAGUAGAGUUGGAUCGGAAUGUUUUCCUUUGGAUGAUUCAUUGGUGAUUGGAACAGAUCGGCAUGGUAAUAUAUAUGGACUAGACACAAAUCAAGGUGAAGACUCUGAUACCCACGAAUCAACAGAUUCACAAUCAAUGCAAACAGGGUUUGAAUUUCAUAUAUUGGACAUUGUUUUGCAACUAAAACCCGGAUCGAUGAAACAUCGACUGCAACAAAUCACUUCUGCGACUGCGGCAGAGCAUACGUCUUUCACUGAUGAUAGGAUGAUUUCAGAAUUAGAUACGCUGGAUAAGGGUUGGUGGUCAAACAACGGUACUGCUCUAUCCAAGCCCAUGCAGAAACUGUAUCAUGUAUCUACUGCCGAAAAUGUAUCUAUUUCUAACGAGGUAAUCGAACAACGAGUGCAUGGAGGACAGGUGAUAUAUGGCGCAACUCUAUCCGGUGGUUUGAUCGCCAUGUUACGACUACGUUCAGACGUGUACAUUGCUUUAGAAAUCUUGCAGAAUGUAUUGGCAGAAUUUGAACAGACUCGACCCUUACUAGGAAACGAUUUUAAAACUUUCAGAUCAGGAUCGGGCGAGUUAAAAAAGUGCAUUGAUGGGCAGUUUGUAUCACAGUUUUUAUUACUCUCUGACGAAAUAGCUCAAGAGGUAAUGCAUCAAUGGACAUGUAAAAGACAAAAACAUCCUUAUGUUUUAAACCAAUCAGGUGUAAUGGCCAUGAGCAUGAAUACAACCAAAAUGUCGCAUAUUUUGAAAUGGCUAGAGUAUAUGUGUAUUUAAAUCGUGAAAUGCUUGACAAUUACAAUAUUGAAAUAAAAUGAUGCAUGAC